AUGAAACCUUCAUACUCGAGGAAGGAGCUCGUCUCGGAGCUCACACCUUACUAUGAAUUCCUCACACAGCUCUUCCUACCGCCAGAGGUCGUCCAACAGCCUCCCGAGGGCGGCUGGGAGCACAUCACGCCCGGCUUCGUCAAGUCUUUCUGCCUCGGCAAGAACGACACCGUGGCGGACCUGAUGAAGCAUAUUCCCUACGUCAGCCGUACCAAGGAGGACCACUGGGAGCCGUGGAUGGUCUACGAGGGCGCCACCGCUGUCGAUUUCACCGGUGACGUCGUCCUGAGCCUGCCCACCAAGUACGCCGACGAGUGGCUCUUCGAGCCCGAUGAGGGCAACAUAUCGACCGCACCCCUUCCGCCCCAUCAAGCACCGGAUGAAGAAGCCUGGCGCAGAUUUCAAACCUACACGUUUCAUGAGUUUUUCGCCAUGGCCAAGGAAAAGUUCAAAAAGUUCGAGAUGACUGCCAUGAAUAGAAAACACGUACAUCAUACAACCCGGGACACGCCGCAGGCGCAGAUAUACCGCGAGGAGGGCGUUUUCACAGAACGGUAUGACAGGGAGAGGUGUAUGAACAGGCUGGACGAGUACCAGGAGCAGAAGGACCGGGAGAAUCGGCAGAAUCGGGGGGAGGAAGAGCCGCCGAUGCCUCCACCUUAAUAUCGCCACCGCCCGAUAGGUGAUUCAGACCUCCAAGAAGCAAACUUGCAUAGGCGAUAAUUAGUCCAAAGUACCUGGUAGUGUUGUCGCUAAAUUAUUGUGAUAGAAGGAAGAAAACAGAAGCGUACGACAGGAAGCAUAACCACCCCGAAGGCGUGACCGCGACAGACUUCCGUUGCUGUUUGAGAUCGUUUUGUAUCGGAACUUUGGACCAAUGUUGGGCAACAAAGUGGUCCUUGGGCUCGAGGCACAUAUCUACGGUCGACUCAUCCUGAUCUUCAACGAAACAGGCCACUGCAUCUCCGAUGGUCAUCAGAGAAUCUUCGUCGCCCAUUCCGAGGGCGACGAAGAGCAUCAAGGCGGCUUUGUCAAACUUGAAAGCCGUCACAGUCCAGCAGAGUGUGCUGCUGAAGAGAAGCUUGCAGUGCUCUUCAGUCUUUUGGCUGCAAGAUUCCCUGACGCUGGCGAU
Messenger RNA from Colletotrichum acutatum, 1132 nucleotides. RefSeq lists its product as uncharacterized. The transcript is spliced from 4 exons. NCBI's taxonomy places the organism in Eukaryota, Fungi, Ascomycota, Sordariomycetes, Glomerellales, Glomerellaceae. Bases 1 to 663 code for a protein of 220 amino acids. The record is from RefSeq and is a predicted model, not a curated record.